Molecule: messenger RNA, 9371 nt
Organism: Pecten maximus
Lineage: Eukaryota; Metazoa; Mollusca; Bivalvia; Pectinida; Pectinidae
Exons: 17
Coding region: 129-4721 (1530 amino acids)
Biological process (GO): endosomal transport
Cellular component (GO): early endosome membrane
Molecular function (GO): metal ion binding
Source: RefSeq, a predicted model, not a curated record
UGCAUCAAUAUAAGAUGAGAUCAUCCCUGGUGGACGUCCAUCCUGUUUGGAAAAAACAACUACUAUUUUUGUACAGUUAUGCCGGAUAGAACGGGGUUAUAUGGUACAUAGGAAUGAUGUUGUGAUACAUGAUGGACAGUCUCAUUGUGGACCUUGACAAAGUGUUGGAUGACUUUGAAGCAGAAGAGAAAGAAUCCUCCCAGAUUGUUCGUCAUUCCCCUACAGACUACUCUGAGUACAUCAAUGCUAACGAUGAUCGACCCUGGGAUGAAAUCAGUCAAGUACCUAUCAGUACCAACACCACAUGGACGUCUUAUGGCUCCGAGGAUGACAAAUGCUCCACAGCUGUUUACGAUGUACCCUACAUUCCUGCAGAGGCAUUUGACCUGUCUGAAGCCGAUUUUGCACCAUCUGUUGGAAAAAAUGGGAAAAGUACAUAUACAGGGCCUUUAGAUACAAAGGCAGAAGAUAUCUUUGAUAAUUUCACCAAAGAUAUUCAAAAUGCUAUUCAAAAACAAGAAAAUCUGCUAAAAGCGGUAACUGGAGGUCAUCAGGACAAUGGGAAAUUGGACAACAAUGUACUUGGUGAAUCAAAGCAAUUUAAUUCUUAUUCCACCAUCAGUAAUUCUAAUGUUAUCAAUAACUAUUCUGGUACAAUAGAUUUAAGUUGUAAACGCAGUGAUGUUGUGGAUACAACAGGGAUCAAAUCAAACAAUUUGACAGAAAAUCAGCUGAUAUCGUCAGAGCAACAGUUUUGUUCAAAUUCUAAUUUGCACUCUCCAAAUAAAGGAGAACAGACAACGACAGUGUUUGUGGCAGACAGCACUAACUGCAAAUACCCAAUACAGGUUGUGGACAGAUUUACACCAGUUGUGGAAAGUAAACAAUUUGAACCAGCAGUGCCAACAGAUAUAAAUCAAGUUAAGGAACACUUACCUAAUCAUCUAGACGAAAGCAAGAGUAACAGUUUUGUGGCUAAUGGUGAGAGGUGUGAUAAACCUCCUGUGAGUGGAAGUCCUAUGGAAGAGGAAGAUAGUCUAAUGGGCCGUAAUGAAAUGGAUGCAACUGAUUCACAACUGUCAUCUUUAUCUAGUCAGAAUGAAGCCCUAUCUGUCCCAGAUGUUGUAACCAAGCACUUAAAUGGUUCAGACUUGUCUCCAAGUCAUUGUCACAAUCCAAAUUCAAUGCAAAUGGACAAUGAGAGGCCGACAAAUGGGUUGGUAGCUGCAAGUGAUUUUGAAAAUGAUCCAAAUGAUAUAAACCCGACAGAAGCAACAAUGCAAUGUGAGGGAGCGGGGAUGGAUGCCUCCAAAAUAUCAGACAAUACAGCUGGUCCAUCUGUAGAAAUGUUGACAGAUGCCAGUGACCGUGUAGUUGGGUUUGGAGAGAUAGACAGCGAUAUGACAGAGAGUGACAUUAACACAUACUUAAGUGAUAUGCAGUGUGACCCAGGAUCUGUGGUCACUAGUGACCAACAAUCAGCAGUGAACAUUACAAGUCCUGAUCAUGCAAAUAUAUUAAACGAGAGAGGUUAUGCAAAAAAUUUUGAUUUGGUAAAUGCACUUGCAAAUAAAACAUCAAAAAUGGGUUCUGCCGAUGAACAAAUCAUGUCUGGCAAUUCAGUUCAAGGUUCAUGUGAUGUGAGCCAUUUAAACAGUAAACAUGAGGAUAUGUCAGGAGAUGUAGCGAUUAUUGAAUCGCCUGUGGUAGAUAUGUAUCCACCUCCUACAGACACAGGACUUACCUCGCCUAGUACUGCCAUCCAAAACUACAUUGCUCUGGAUGGACAGACCUCACCUGCAGGAAGCUCAAUAUCAUCAUUCGGGGAAGGUGCGCGUCCCAAGGAACUAUCCCGACCCAGCAGUCUUCGAGGCUUGUCAGUAGUUCCCUUUGAAGCAGCAUCAGAUAUUGUGAAACCAUCUGGUGAGAUUCCCAGUCCCCAGGAAAAUGGGGAAGUUAAUGAGAAUACUGACAGUGUUUCCCAGGAGCCUAUAGCAAGUCAAACAAUUCAAAGUACACAGGAAAACCACAAAUGUCAAACAGAAGCUAAUGAUGCUCUGCAAACAGAUGCUGUGAACCUCUGUGAUGACAAGGGUGUAGAUGGAGGAGACAGUGUGACUGAGUCUGCUUCACACAGACUGUCAGAGGGAGAGGCCGGGGAUGUGGAUAUGGAAGAUGCUCCUGUAAUGCGGAGGUCACAUGAGCCUCCUCCCUAUAUCAAUGAAUCACAGCGACCUAGUUCUUGGAGUCCUACCGGACCCACACUGGCAGUGCCCCCUCCUCAAAAACGUCCUAACAGUCUAAAUCUCCCGUCCCGGGGCGACUUGGUUGUGGGUAACUCUGAGAGGACACAAGCACCUUUUAGAUUUCCCUAUCAGGCGUCAAAUAUGGAAGCAGCCACUCCAGAAUCCAUGGAAACUCCAGAAACUGAUGUCCAAGGAGCUACAGAACAAGCACAGAAAGAACCAGAGGAGAGCCCAGAUGAGAUGACUGGGGCAGUAGGUAAUGUUGUUGAGGAAGGCAUCCCAACAAUGGAUGUUGAGCCAUCAGCCACACAGACAGAAAAUGCCCUGGGCAAAGUAGCACCCAGGUGGAUUCCUGAUGCUGAAGCACCCUUGUGUAUGGGUUGUGAGGCCAAGUUCACGUUCACAAAGCGACGACAUCAUUGUCGAGCUUGUGGAAAGGUAUUUUGUUCAACUUGCUGUAAUCUACGAAGUCGACUGGAAUAUAUGGAAAACAAAGAAGCGAGAGUGUGUCUGUCAUGUCAUCAGCAACUGGCAAUAGCGGAAAUUACCAGUGGAACAGGCCGCAGUCCCAAUCCCAAUAAUCCCAGCGAAUACUGCUCUACCAUUCCUCCCACACAGCAGGUGUCCUCCCGUUCACUCCCUCCCACAGUCAUGGUACCCGUGGGGGUGCUAAAGAGAGAGGGGAGCUCCAAACGAUCUGAACCAAAACAGGUGAUGUUCUCUGAUGGUAUCCGACCAGGUGGUGAUCUCACUGAGCUGGAUGGUUCAGAUGCAGCAAACAAGCUGCCGCCACGUCGAACAAGCAGGGCCCAAAAACGGGUGGACAGAGGCUCCCCAGAUUCUGGAAGGUCCAGUAAUAGAAAGUCUCGUCAUAGUGAGGCACGGAGAAACAAGUGUCUGAUACCAGAGAAUGGCCUGCCUCCUGUAAUGUUAACUAAAACAGACAAUGCAAUGGAUGAGAACCCCAACAUGGCUGAAUACUUAACACAAAUUAAAGAUGAGGAGGCGGAGCCUGUUGUUUUUGCUGUCAAUUCUAAUUUGUUUGUUCUCGUCAAAAUUGUCACACUUGACUGCUGUGUAAAUAGGACCUGUUGGUGUGUAACCACUAGAGGUAUGUGUACAGUCGGACAGGAUGAGAUUGUCAUUGUUCUCGAGGUCCUCCCUGAUGAAGACACACUUCCUCGAGACAUCCUCUGUCACUUCCAGACCAUGUAUGAGGAGGCAGGCAAAGGUAACACCGUCUCCGACAUGGGCCACACAAUAUUUAACCAGAGUUUCUUGAAUAGCCGCGACCAUGGUGGGAUGUUAUAUAUAUACCCCACCUUCCAGUGUCUACACAAACUGGUACUACCAAAGCCACCUUAUGUGUUUGGGAUACUGCUUCAAAAGUGGGAGACCCCCUGGGCCAAGGUCUUCCCCAUCAGAUUGCUGCUGCGACUUGGUGCUGAGUACAGAUAUUACCCGUGUCCUCUGAUUAGUGUUCGCAAUAGGAAACCAGUUUUUUUUGAGAUAGGACACACAAUCAUGAACCUGCUGGCAGAUUUCCGUAAUUUCCAGUACAUGCUACCCCAGAUAAAAGGAGUCACAAUACACAUGGAGGACAAGAAAACCAUCAUGAAUUUCCCCAGGAAUAGAUAUGAUGAUUUGAUGAAGGUUGUGAGUAACAGUAAUGAACAUGUGAUGGCCAUUGGAGCAAGCUUCAGCUCUCAAGCUGACUCCCAUCUGGUGUGUAUACAGAAUGACGAUGGCAACUACCAGACACAGGCCAUCAACAUACAGAACAAGCCUAGGAAAGUAACUGGAGCGAGUUUUGUGGUGUUUAACGGUGCUCUGAAGACAAGUUCUGGUUUGCGUGCGAAGUCCAGUAUUGUAGAAGAUGGCCUGAUGGUACAAAUAACACCAGACUCCAUGGUGGCCUUGAAACAGGCCAUGAAGGACAUGCGCGAGUAUAUAGUCGAAUGUGGCAGCAUCACCAACCCAUCUCCUGAUGAGGUCGUCAUGAUGCAGUGGGUCGACGAUGACAAAAAUGUCAACAUAGGAGUGAAAAGUCCUGUGGAUAGCAUGCUGAUGGACGGAAUUGAAAGUAUCCAUAUUCCUAAUGCAACUGACUAUGUAGGGGAGACCUAUAUUAUUAGGUGGACUGAUGUGUUCUUCAUACAAAAUGAGGAUUCUGGAUCAGCCAAGUGGGAGCCAGUAGACCUCAGUCGAUUGGCAGAGACAUUGUCCAAUGCCUGUUGUAUAGCUUUAACUCGACACCUCGACUCACUUCAUGAUGCUUCUCUCAUAAAGAUUGGUCUGCGAGUCAACAUUGAAGCAGAAAAGGUUGGUUAUGAGAUUGGUGCCAAUGAAGAGAAGUUACCCGAUGUUUACAUGAAUGACCUUGACAAUGAACUUAUCCCAGUGAUACACAGUGCAGCCUCUCAGAACCAUGGGGGUGCUAUAGUAUUAGAACUUAUAUUUCAUGUUCUCAAGUGACGUCUGUUAUCCUCUAGGACUUCAGAGUCCACUUUUGUUUACGUCAGUCACUAGGAUACACUUCAAUGACCUGUUGACCUCUAACACUUAAUUUCAGAGUUACUGUUGUUGAACUUUUUCACUUUGAUGUUCUUUAUGUAUGACCUUCUGUGAACUCUGUUACUAAGAUUCUUAAAUUAGUUAUGUCAACCUCUGUCACUUAAGAAUCUUCCCUGACCUUUGUUGACCUUCAUCACUGAAACAUACACUAAUGACAUUGGGGCAUGACCAAGUGACUUCUGUUGACCUUUAUCGUUGGAGCAUAUCUAGUGACCUCCUUUGACCUUUAUCUUUAGAGCAUGACUGAGUCACCUUUGUUGACCUUUGUCAUUGGAGCAUAUCUGAGUGACUUUUUGUUGACCUUUGUCAUUGGAGCAUAUCUGAGUGACUUUUUGUUGACCUUUGUCAUUGGAAUGUACUGGAAUUAACUUUAUUGUUGACAUCUAUUAGCGUAUGAAAACAUCUAGAAAUUGAAAUGGUUAAACACUACAAUAAUCAGUUAUUUUCCAACAUUUUUGCUCACCUGGUCCAAAGGGCCAAGUGAGCUUAUGCCAUGGUGCAGCAUCCGUCCAUCAAAAAGGUCACAGGGGUCAAAUAUCUUUAACCUUAAAACAACUUCUUCACACUAUCCAAGACUCCAAGCCACGAUAUUUGGCUGAUAGGUUCCCUAUGUAAGGCCAGACAAAUUUGCAAAAAGAAAUUACCUUGACCUAUUCAAGGUCAAAGCGGUCAAAUUCCUUAAAACGACUUCUGGUUAACUAAAAGGUCAAGAAUCAUGAUAUUUGGCAACUAGGGUCCUAUGAUGGAGCCCCACAAAUUCUACAAAAAGAAAUUACCUUGCACAAAAUUGUCAAGGUCACUGAUGUCAAAUUGUUCAAAUAUAUGAAGGACUUCUUCUGAUUAUCUUAGAAGCCUAGAAUGAAGUUCUUUUGACUAUAUGAAAGGUAGAGAUUCAUCAGACAAGUGAAUACCAAGUGAGCAAUGAUUGCCCAUUGGGCCUUUUGUAUUAGCACCACUGUUAAUGUUAACAAUGUUCCUUCUGAUCUGAUUAUGUUGCUCUAUGUGUAGAUAAGUUACUGUUACAAAUGUGUGUUUGUUGUCUCCUGGUGUGAUCAGUGAAUCAGAACCUGUGCAUGUUAUUGAUGUUUGGAUUUUUACUGAUAUUAAGAAGUUAAUGAUUAGCUAUUACAUAGUUAAUGGAAAUGAUUUAUUGAUGUUGGGGCGUUCUAGAACCUGUGUAUGUAUAUUUUGUGUUUAAAACAAAUAAUAAAUUCAAACUCAGUAUAUAGGACAUACACUAACUUUGAAGAUUUAAUCAAUGUUAUUUAUGAUCAUUAACCAAUCAAAUAAGCACAAAUUUUAGCUACUACUGUAGUUUAACGUUUUAACUUCGACAAAAUUAUGAAUUACAAAUUAGAAUUUCUUUGCUUAAUACUUAGAUUGGAAACAAAUCAUUACCAGCUUGUGAUUUGACUCAACAGCAUUUCAUUUCCAAAGAGCUUCACCUCUAGAUACUUUAAAUAUUAUGAUUGGUCUUCAUCUUGUCUGUUGAUCUGUAUAAUGACAUGUAGAAAGGUAUUUACAAAAAAAGAGCGUUUAAGGGAGGUAACUCCUAAACCAUAUCAUUGUGAGGUAAUGUAUCCUUUAAGAGACCUUCGCAUUUCACAGUUUGGGGAUGUAGGCUGUAGGAAACAUGGUAGGUUAACUUACCCUAGUUUGUGUGGUGUAGACUGUUAGCAGCUGAGUAGGUAUACAAUAGUUUUAGUCAGAAUUAUUCCGAAUGUUUUAUGAACUUUUUUUGUAUCCGUGUCAUACCAAUGAACACCAAAUAAAUAUUUUUUAAAAGUUGAUAAAAUGUCGGAAUAAUUUGGACUACCCUAGUUUGUGUGAUGAUUUACAGGACCUGUUACACAUAUUGUGUACCCAUCAGAAUCUGUAAUACCUUGUUUCUCAUUGCUUUAUUUAACAUAGUAUAUUGUAUUGUUACUACAAAGUUGUUGUUGAAUUAUAUGUUGAUUCUAUAUUUAUUUAACUGUACAUUAUAUGAAAGAAAAUUUAAUCUUUGUUAUUCUGGUGAAAGUUUUCAAUGAGCAGUUGUGUUUUUUAAAGAAAAUAGUUCACAAUAGUCUGUAUAUUUAUUUAUAUCCAAGAACAUGGCAAAACUAGAAAAUACAUCUUUUUCUUCAUUAACUAAAACAUAUGCUUCACCUAAAGUUGAGAAGGCGCUCCACACAUUAUCAUAUGCUGCCGUAAGAUAUAACUUAGACUAGUACUGUAGCUUUCAAAGUUUUAACAGAAAAUCAUUUGCUGAUGGUGCUAAAUGUGUCAAUAGAACUGUUUGAAGAACAUUUAAAAGAUCCCAAGUACACUACUUUUUUUUCAAAUCGGGGAAAACAAUGAACAAUGUCCUGCUACAUCAGGUUUGAAAAUUUGUACUUUUAAUUUUCAUGUACAUUGUAAUUAAAAGAUAAGCUGUAAGUGAAGGGAUGGUGAAAAAUGUGACAAAAAUGUUUCAUCUUCAGUUAAAAUGUUACUAGCUAGAAGUAUCUCAGUCCAACCAUCAACGAUUUCUGGGGACUUAUUUUGAUAUCUGUUCUGUAAAAUAGCAUGCUUUUUUUGUUUGCAACUAUUGGUCACAAAUAAGAUUUUUGCAUACUGAAUACCCAAACUAUUAUAUCAAAACUUUCCACUCUGACAGAACAUCACUUUUAAAGUAAGUUGUAAAUAGGAACACAUGUACAAAAAAAUGUAGUAUGAUUACUACAAAAUAUAAAAAAUUUAAAUGUGUUUUUGUAUUCAUUUGGGUUUGACAGAAAAGGAAUGUUAACAUUAUUGUUAACAAAUAUAGUUUGUUACUGCAGUAAAUAGCAAUCUGAUCAGGUAAUAAAAAUUGUCUGCUUAAAUGUCAAAGAGGAUUUGCAUUUGCAGCUGACUAUGUAUAUCAUAUCAAAUUAACGAGACAUUUACUAUGGUGCAGUUAGUUUUUAGCUCAAUUUGUGACAUUUUUUCAUGUUAUUAAAUUUAUUUGUUUCUCAUAUAUGUUUCAUGGUAAGCAGAAGAUUUUCUUGCGAUCUUGUCCACUUUUAGCCCUUUAAAUGAUUGAUCUAAAAAAAAAAAAAAAGUUUUGAAAUUAUACAACACUACUGGUAAUUUUGAGUGCAAUAUCACAACUUGCAUGUACAAGUGAAAAGUUUUAUAUUACCUGAAGUCACUGAUCACCCAUUCAGCAUGGUCAUAUUAGUUACAGACUUAUUUAGGAAGAGGGGAUUUACAAGGAGACAUAUCUCUGUUAACAUACUUCCUAAAAUUUGUCCCUAACAAUAAUACAACAUUAAGGCUGGAAACACAUCACAUUUUUAUAAAUCAGUCACACUGAGAAUGGUACAAUUUACUGGCUAGAAAACACAUCUCUAACUUGUAUACUUCAUUCUGAGUUCAUUUCAGUUAAAAAUGUAUGCCAAAUUAUUAAAGGUUAUCUUAAAUAAUUAAGUUCCAUUUUUAAGAGCAUUGCUUGUUGGGGUUGUCAUCCCUGGAGUAAAACAUAUGGCUGAUCUGACUAGAAAAUGGACGUAACAAUUCUCGAACAACAUUUAUAAUGUACUUUAGAAUACAGUUGUUUACAUGUAUCAAGGUAAACGGUAAUACUGCAUCAGAUGUUACCUCACAGGAGAGUACCAGUACCACAUUUUGGUUGUUUUUGUCGACUAUUUCAUGAAAGAUUUUCUAGCCGAGAGUUGCAUCCCCUGUCAAGACAUUUGCCUUCUUUCUGAAUUUUGCAUUCUUAUUUACUAAAUAGAUAUUCGUAAAACGUUAUUAAGUUUAUUCUCCAUGGUUUAAAAAUAUAAAAACAAAGAUUUUACGACGGUGACACUGAGUGGCCUUGACUUGUCAUUGCCCUUUACAUCGCUAGUAACCGUAGUGUAUCCUUACAAACAUCUGUUACAGUAGUUAUCUAUAGAGUUUAAUGUACAAAGUUUUCAGUGAACAAAAUCGUGUCAAGAAUUUAGCUAGUUUUAUUUCAAUAUGUAGAUAACAGAGUGCAAGAAUGUUUACCUAAGACAAUGUAGAUGUAUUGUACACUGUGUAAAUUGACGGUUGUGUGGUCUCAUGUUAUAGGGCUUGUGAUAUGUUUUAGAAUGUAUGAAUUAAUAAACUUUUUACAGAAUAUUGUUUGUAUAAAUGAUCAUUAAAAACACUUUACAUAGAGCCCUUUAAUUACAAUCUGUAAAGGAAAACCUUACCUUGUUAGUACCGUAGUUUUAACAGUAAGCUAUGGGGAAGCUUUGUACUUGUAUAUAUUUCCACACUGAAGGGAUUACUCUUCAAAUUGUGUUUCUGUCUACGAAAAAUAGAAAGAAGUAAAUAUUAUUUCCAUUAACAACUAGUACUUUCACUUGGAUCCUUUUACCAGUGAAGAUAAAACAAAUAUUGGCUACAUCUAAUAUUAUGGAGUGUGUGUUGUUUUGUUGAUUUUAGAGUGUAUAUAUAAAUAUAUAUAUAUGAAGUACCUGUAUAUAGUUGUACACCUUCCUGGGAAGUGGCCAACUACAAAUCUUUGUCGGAUUUAUAUUUUGGGGGCACAGAGAAAUAAACAUUGAAAUGUCAGUUAAA